Aspergillus saccharolyticus JOP 1030-1 is the source of this 3722-nucleotide messenger RNA. Its product is annotated as ATP-dependent 3'-5' DNA helicase. Gene Ontology annotation, molecular function: ATP binding; nucleic acid binding. The record is from RefSeq and is a predicted model, not a curated record. Bases 52 to 3585 code for a protein of 1177 amino acids. The transcript has a single exon. NCBI's taxonomy places the organism in Eukaryota, Fungi, Ascomycota, Eurotiomycetes, Eurotiales, Aspergillaceae.
CCAGCAUUCGCCAGCAGCACUGACCUGUGGUUUCCGCCAUGAGCGACGGAUAUGGCCCGCCCCAAAGCUCGAGUGGAUUGCCCAUCCACCGCAACUGGCAAGAAAAGAUCCCUUGAGGAGUUUGAGCCAGACGAGGCCUCCGUGGCCGCCACCUUCCCAGCACAGCGAUCGGCCGAAGAGUCCGAAGACCCUCACGAGACGUCGAAAUCGGAAUCAAUUGAGUGUACCGAUGGAGACGCACCCUUAUCGUCGCAGCCAGCCAGAAAGCGAAAACGAGUUGCUGCACCCCCCAAGCGAACUCCCGCAGCCCCGUGGCCCGACGCGUUCAAGCAGCUUUCCCGCACCCACCGUGCCCUGAACCUCGUUUAUACCUUCUGCUGCACCCGAAAACACUUUGCCACCACGUUCAGCAACAUCAAACAAGCCGUACAAGCUCAGUUGCAGGGUCAGGAGUUGACGGUGGAAGAUGUCGCUCGCGUCCGAGUACUCGUGCCCCGAGCAGUCCGGUUCGAAUAUGUUGACGAUGCGAAGCUGGAGACUAUGACUACAGGGGAGCGGGAAGCCAAUCAUCUGGGAUAUGGCAGAGACAUGCCUUCUGGCUCAGAUGGUGUACCGACCAAGACACUUUUGUUCGAGCUUGUCGAUCAAGAUCUCAAGCGGGAGGUGAGACAUCCGAAAACCGGAGAGCCGACGAAGCCGAAACGUAAAAUGAAAGAUGAAGAUCUCAAAAUGCCGGUGUAUAGUCAGAAGCAGAUAUUAGCACUCAUCGAGAAACGGAACAAAAAGUUCACUGACGCAAUCGACGAAUUUCUUAUCCGCUGCGAGGAUGAGAAGAUCGACCCUGUCAUGCUACUUGAAUCCGAAAAAGAUGCAUGGAUUCCCAUUCCGCCUGACGAUGAAGAGUUGCGAGCCUUGGCAACCGUCAAAGCGCCGCCCCAAAUCCCCAAAGAGCGGAAGUCCAUGUCGGAAAUCGUGGAGGAGAUUCGGCAGAUGGACUGGUACACGGCACAGAUUGUACCGGAAGGACAUCGAGUGUUCGAAGCGCAGCCACCCAUAUACGGAGAUUUGAAUUUUCAGCUUUCUCAGAAUCUUGUGAAUGCAUUGUACAACACCAAGGGCAUCACUCAGCUCUACUCCCACCAAGCGGAGGCUAUCAAUCAUCUUUACGAUGGCCACAACGUCAUCGUUUCCACCUCAACCAGCUCGGGCAAGUCGUUAAUUUACCAGGUGCCCAUGAUGCAUGAGUUGGAGAAAGACCCUGCCGCCCGAGGAAUGUAUAUUUUCCCCACCAAGGCUUUGGCGCAGGACCAGAGACGGAGUAUGCAGGAGCUACUUCAGUUCCUGGACGGCCUCCAGGAUACCAUCGUUGAGACAUAUGAUGGAGAUACUCCCAUGGCCGCACGGAAUCAGAUCCGAGACGAGGCGCGCAUCAUCUUCACCAACCCCGACAUGCUACACAUCUCUAUCCUGCCACAAGAAAGCUCUUGGCGUACGUUUCUGAAGAACCUCAGGUUUGUUGUUGUUGAUGAGCUGCACGUGUAUAACGGGUUAUUUGGCUCCCAUGUUGCCUUCAUCAUGCGUCGCCUGCGCCGUAUCUGCGCCGCUAUAGGGAACCGUCAGGUCCGGUUUAUCUCCUGCUCGGCCACUGUAGCCAACCCCGAAGCGCACAUGAAAGCCAUCUUUGGCGUCGAGGACGUCAGAUUGAUCGACUUCGAUGGCUCUCCGUCGGGUCGCAAGGAGUUUAUGUGCUGGAAUACGCCAUUUAAAGACCCCAACGACCCGACGUCUGGCCGCGGAGACAGUGUCGCCGAAACGGCUCGUUUAUUCUGUCAGCUUAUCCUACGUGGUGCGCGCGUUAUUGCAUUUUGUCGGAUUCGCAAAAUGUGUGAGGUCCUCUUACAGGCUGUGCGCACGGAAUGCCAGAACCUUGGUCGCCUGGAAGUGGCGAAGCUCGUGAUGGGCUAUCGCGGCGGGUACAGCCCGCAAGACCGACGAAUUAUUGAGAAGGACAUGUUUGAAGGCCGACUGAUGGGCAUUGUUGCCACUAACGCUUUGGAGCUCGGCGUUGACAUCGGAUCACUCGAUGCUGUCAUCACUCUUGGCUUUCCCUAUUCUAUUUCCAACCUUCGCCAGCAGAGCGGUCGUGCCGGUCGGCGUAAUAAGGAUUCGCUCUCUGUCCUCGUCGGGGACCGCUACCCGACUGACCAGCACUAUAUGCGCAACCCCGAGGAGUUGUUCACUAAACCCAACUGCGAGCUGCAGGUUGACCUGACCAACGAGCUGGUCCUUGAGGGCCACGUCCAAUGUGCCGCUUUCGAAAUGCCCAUUCGUCCAGAUGAAGAUAGCACCUACUUCGGACCUCAGCUUGCCGAAUUCGCUGCGACUCGCCUUACCCGCGACGUCCUGGGCUACUAUCAUUGUCACGAGCGCUUUCGGCCUCAGCCAUCUCGCAGUGUUUCCAUCCGCGAUACUGAAGAUCAGCACUUCGCUGUAAUCGACACCACAAACUCGCGCAAUGUUGUUCUCGAAGAGGUUGAAGCCUCGCGCGCCUUCUUCACCAUCUAUGAAGGGGGCAUCUUUCUUCAUCAAGGUCAAACAUAUCUCGUUCAAGAAUUCAACCCGGAUCGCCAUUUCGCCCGUGUCAUUCGUGUUCAUGUUGAUUGGAAUACGAUGCAACGUGAUUACACCGAUAUAGACCCCAUCGAAACCGACGCCAUCCGGUUCAUUAAUCAAAACCCCUUUACCAUCACCGCAUCGGCUGCCGCCCAAUCCAAAGCGGCUGCCGCCACGUCUGAACCUCCGACUCGCGCAUUCUUCGGCUCCAUCCGCAUCCAUGCUGUUGUCUACGGAUUUUUCAAGAUCGACAAACGCGGUCGCAUUCUGGAUGCGGUCACGGUCGACAACCCGCCGAUCGAUAUCUACACGAAGGGCAUGUGGCUCGACAUACCCAAGCGAGCGCUGGACAUCCUCCGCUCGCACAACCUCAACAUUGCGGCCGCUAUUCACGCCGCCGAACACGCCAUUCUCUCCCUGCUCCCGACUUUUGUGAUCUCUUCCCCCGGCGAUGUGCGCACUGAAUGCAAAGUGGCGAAGAAGGAACUCGGGCGAGGCCUACGACUGGCCGCGGAAGGGCAGCCGCACGAGGGACAGACGAAGCAGCAGCUGGAAACCAAAGUCAAAAAGAUCCUGCAACCUCCAGCACGGCAAAGGCCGGCGCGGCUGACCUUCUAUGACGCGAAGGGCGGGUCGUGCGGCUCUGGCAUCGCAAGCAAAGCCUUUGAGUUUGUGGACAUGCUGUUGCGGCGGGCCGUUAAGCGCAUCGAAGCCUGUCAGUGUCUCACGCCGCAGGGGUGUCUGGAGUGUGUCUGCGACGAACGUUGUAAGGAGAUGAAUGAAGUGAUGAGCAAGGCCGGCGCAGGGGUGGUGCUGCGGUGUUUGCUGGGGUGGGAGGUCGAUGUGGAUGCUUUGCCCUGGGGCGAGGAGGUAGAUUUGAGUGGCAUAUGUGGAGUGGGUGGUGAGGAGCUGCGCGGCGGGUUUGAGACGGUUGUACCUGCCCAGGAGGUGCCACUGCGAUCUCAGCGGUAACUAGGAGAAUCAAGCGGUUCGAAUUACUGAAGCUAUCUCAUGCACUGCUUAGAACGGCUUCACCAUGGAUUCGAAAUAGCAUCAAGCUUAUAGUGACUUGAAUUUCUCAGACUAUUUUAUAGUUAAAAGAAGAAGAG